CUUCUGUUUGGAUUGCAGUGGCCGAAUGAUAGCGAUCCCCCUGGGAAAAAACAGGUCAAAAAAAGGGGUAGAAAUGUCACCAAACUCUGAAUAUCUACCUCAUUAACAGGGGAAGCGGAGCGGAGUAGAGAGGGGGAGAAGAAAAAAAACAAACGAGAGAGAUCAUGAUCAAACCGAGCCUCGGCGGAUCCACUCGCUCCAUCUAUCUGGGUCUGGCUUGUCUUUCCCUCGCUCUCCACCUCCUUCUGGCGUUUUUUUGUCUCUCUGUCCUCCAGACAGCCUGUGUCCUUCCCACCUCCUCCCCCGCCUCCACUCCGACUAGAACAGAUAGUCAGCACAGUCAGCCCAUCUCCCACUCCUCCUCCUCCUCCUCUUCAGCCUCCUCACGCAAACUGCCGACGAUCCCCCAGAGUGAAGAGCAUCACACGCUGAGCGCCAACACCUCCACUGAUGCCAGCGAGAGGCAAGCGAAACUGAUGGCAGCUGGGAAGGGCCCAAGGGUCAAGAGUCUCUCAAAGGUGGAGGAGCUGUUCAAGCACCCGCUGUACAACCUGCCGCGCCCGCCGCUGCAAGACGACGAUUGGCUGCUGAGGGUGAAGACAAACGAACACGCCGGGGAUGGAGGAAGUGAGGAAGAGGAGAAGGAAGACGCCGUCUUGAACGAGAGUCAGUGGCACAGCACCAGCGUGGAGGGAGGCUACGACAAAGCCUCUUGGACGAGCGAGGCGGAGACCCACCCUCCCUGGCUACGCUUCCACCUGGGCAUCUCCCGCUGGGAGCUGUACGACAGGAAGGAUCCCAUCCUGGCCCAGCUGACUCACUACUUGGCGACGCAACGUGUCCUCGGCGCUGUGCAGAAGACGGGGGGCACCCAGCUCAAACUGGUCAUGUCGUUCCCAAACCACGGACAAGCCCUGCUGAAACCCAUGAAACAAUCCAGAGACGCAGAGACGAACGUGAACCUCUUCUACUUCUCCGACUUUGAAAGACACAACGCGGAGAUCGCCGCCUUUCACCUUGACAGAUUAUUGGGCUUUAACAGGAUCCCUCCAGUGGUUGGCCGACUCAUCAAUGUCACUUCAGAGGUCAGAGAGAUUACAUCUGACAAAAAGCUGUCUAGGACCUUCUUCACUUCCCCUGCGGGGAACGUGUGUUUUUACGGCCAGUGUGAGUACUACUGCUCACCAGAGCACCCGGUGUGCGGCCGUCCGCAUGAGCUGGAGGUCUCCCUGGCUGCCAUGCUCCCCGACCUCACCCUGGCUCCCCGCAGGUCCUGGAGGUCACCGUGGAGACGCUCCUACAGCCGCCACAAGCUAGCAGAGUGGCAGAAGGACCCGGCCUACUGCGACACGGUGAAGCAGAAGCCUCCGUACAACCAGGGCACCCGGCUGGUGGAUCUCAUAGACAUGGCCGUGCUGGACUUCCUCAUGAGCAACAUGGACAGACAUCACUAUGAGACGUUUGAGAAAUUUGGCAACGAGACUUUUCUGCUGCACCUGGAUAACGGACGGGCAUUUGGGCGUCACUCUCAGGACGAGCCGUCGAUUCUUGUGCCUUUGCAACAGUGUUGCAGGAUCCGUCGCACCACCCUACUGCGCCUGCGCCUCUUGUCCCUCCCGGGCUUCCGUCUGAGUGACGUCAUGCGGGAGUCGCUGCUCGGUGACCCCCUGGCCACCGUGGCCCCCGUCCUCUCCGAACCCCACCUGUCUGCUUUGGACCGACGCCUCGCAGCCGUCCUGCAGGUGGUUGAGGCCUGCGAGCAGCACCACGAUGAUGUCAUCUACGACGACUGGGAAGGAUGAGAUGGGGGGGGGGGGG
Molecule: messenger RNA, 1818 nt
Organism: Pungitius pungitius (ninespine stickleback)
Lineage: Eukaryota; Metazoa; Chordata; Actinopteri; Perciformes; Gasterosteidae
Gene: fam20cl
Product: family with sequence similarity 20 member C, like
Exons: 11
Coding region: 165-1802 (545 amino acids)
Biological process (GO): enamel mineralization; protein phosphorylation
Cellular component (GO): Golgi apparatus
Molecular function (GO): phosphotransferase activity, alcohol group as acceptor
Source: RefSeq, a predicted model, not a curated record